Molecule: messenger RNA, 726 nt
Organism: Schizophyllum commune H4-8
Lineage: Eukaryota; Fungi; Basidiomycota; Agaricomycetes; Agaricales; Schizophyllaceae
Exons: 4
Coding region: 1-726 (241 amino acids)
Source: RefSeq, a predicted model, not a curated record
AUGUCGGAACCGACGCCUUCCACAUCCACCACUAGAGGCGGCCGCAGCGCGCGAAGCAGAGGUAGCCAUAAGCCAAGAGGCGGGUUUGGAAAAUCUGUCAGAGCCAGAGGUCGCGGCGGACGAGGCAGGCCUGCACAAUUUGGGACUCGGUUAUUACUGGAAGGAGAAACCCCAUUAACUCCAGAAGAAGAAGAGGCAGCCGAGGAAGAGCGGAAGAAAUACUCUCGAAGGCAACUAGGAACAAAUGCAGAUAGGUACAAGGAGGAAGAACCUGAAUUGGACUCUGAUGGGGAACCCAUCCUUGAGCCUGAGGUCGAUAUUACUACGCUUCUUGAGCGGCAGAAACUGGAAGAAGAGAGUGGACCCAUCUACGAGAAGCCAGUGGACGACGAUGAUGUGGAUCACACCAUCGCGCCGACUAUAGGUUCGGGGCGGCAUAUACAGAGUGAUCCUGCACUACGGAAAGGGAAGGUUCAAACGGUCCAGUGGGACGAGGAGUUGGAAGAGCUCAAGAGGGAAAAAGCUGCUUUUGAGGCAACGAGAGAACUCAAAUCGCGAUUCAAGGCGAAGCCGGAUCGUCUGCAGAGCAAGCCAAUUGUGCCGAAGGCGCGGGAUCAGGAAUCUGCGAAAGACUACAUCAACGCACCAGCGUUGCCUACAGAAGUCAAGGCUCCGAAAGGAGAGAAAGAACAAAUGGAAGACUUUCUAGACGACCUGCUCAGCUAG